GAUGAGAACAAGAAAGAUGUAACAUAUGUCAUAAUAAAACCUGAGAAUAUUAACAAUGUAAACCUUCCUGAAGGGGCAACUAUUUAUGAAAAAACGGUAAAGAUUUGUCCUGAGUUUAAAAUUUCACAGAGUUCCAAUGAAAAAGUUUGUUUAAAACAAGUCCUUUCUUAACGAUGUUGUUCUUAGCUUUUAAAAACAUGUUUUAAAUGAUUCUGAUGCAAAUUUAAGACAUUAAUGUGUGUUAUAUCAAAUAUAAGAAAAAAUAACCAGAUCAGCAUGCAUCAUUGAGUUUAUAUUUCGUGUAAAAUAAAACUUUUUUUUUUUUUAAAUAUUAACAGCCUCUUAAUUCUGGUGAGGACUUGAACCCAAGACAAGGACCUUUGUUUGUUUUGACAAAUCCUGAUGUUAAAGUGAUAGUUCAGGUCUGCGCAGGUAAACAAAACAACUCACUUAAGUUAAAAUGAUUAUGAAUUUGUGUAACUAUUAUGUAUUUAAAAAAUGGAAAAUUUGGAACUGGUGUAAAAUAAUUCUCAAUGACAAAAAAUCAAUAUUUAAAUUCCUUUAUAGGAACACCAGCAUCACCAAGCACACCAGCUUCUCCAAGCACACCUGGAUCACCCAGCACAUCUGAGUCUCCAAGUUCUCCUGGUUCUCCAAGCACACCUGAGUCACCAAGUACUCCAGGAUCACCAAGCACACCUGAGUCACCUAGUACUCCAGGAUCACCAAGCACACCUGAGUCACCAAGUACUCCAGGAUCACCAAGCACACCUGAGUCACCAAGUACUCCAGGAUCACCAAGCACACCUGAGUCACCAAGUACUCCAGGAUCACCAAGCACACCUGAGUCACCAAGUACUCCAGGAUCACCAAGCACACCUGAGUCACCAAGUACUCCAGGAUCACCAAGCACACCUGAGUCACCAAGUACUCCAGGAUCACCAAGCACACCUGAGUCACCAAGUACUCCAGGAUCACCAAGCACACCUGAGUCACCAAGUACUCCAGGAUCACCAAGCACACCUGAGUCACCAAGUACUCCAGGAUCACCAAGCACACCUGAGUCACCAAGUACUCCUGGUUCCCCAAGCACACCAGAGUCACCAAGUACUCCAGGGUCACCCAGCACACCUGAGUCACCAAGUACUCCAGGAUCACCAAGUACACCAUGUCAGCUUGUAAUGCUGCCUGAUACAAAUGAUAACAAAGUAUCACUUAUACAAACCAGCUCUGCAAGUAGAAAUGCUCCUCCAGAAACCAUUACUCUUGCAAAUCCAAAAGGUGAAGAUGUGAAACGUGUCACUGUUUCAGAAGGCAAAUCAUAUAUUUUGGAGCCAACAGAUCAGGUACUUUGUAAAAACUUACUUUUUUAACAUUGCAACAUAUUUUAAGUUCAUAAUAAUUUGUAACAAAUUAUUAAAUAAUAUAGUUGCAUUGCAAUUUAAUGACAUAAUUCUUGUCUUAAAAGUUAAAACAUUUCAAUGAAAAAUGUGCUGACUAUUUUUUAACAUUUUGUUCCUUGUUUCAUAUUUUAGAAAAACCUAACACCAAAUUCUUUCAUUGUCUUCAAAUUUGGUAAGUUUCAUAAAACUUAUAUAAAAGUCAUAAUUUUAAUAUCUUUUUUUCAUUGCAUAAAUUUAUUUGUUUUGUUGUUUGUUUCUUUUGUUUCUUUAAAAUAAAUAUUAUCAUUUAUUUCCUAUUUCAAAUGUUUCAUAUAGUAAAUACUGGCUUAUUUUAUAAUCUGAUUGAAAUAUUUUGAACAGAUGAACCUGUAACAACAGCAAGACCAUUACCAGUGGAGGUACAGAGAACUCAAAGUCAGUAAAAUUUUAAAAUAUCUCUUUCCUUACAAUUUGGUACAUUCCCUAUAAUAUUUUCAUUAACUUUGAAUUCAAUGAACUUUAAAAAUGUAUCAGUUUAUAAAGCUGGUUUAUUUUCUCUUCUUUUUUUCUUUUUUUUGUCUUUUGUAGUGUUAGAAACUGUUUGUUUUUUUAACAUGCACUUUACUGUGUUCACAAUGAUAAUAACAUUUGAUUCAACAACUGUUGUUUUUUUCAAACUAUUUCCUAAAUCUUACAAAAGUAGUGAGGUAAUAUUGCUAUUUCCCUUCACGUCAAAUAUUUAAAAAUGAGAAACUUAUGUAAACUUAUGAGUUUUGUUUGUUUUUUUCUUGUAGAUCAAACUGGUGGAGAUGUCUAUGUAGUACCAGCAAUUGAUGAGAACAAGAAAGAUGUAACAUAUGUCAUAAUAAAACCUGAGAAUAUUAACAAUGUAAACCUUCCUGAAGGGGCAACUAUUUAUGAAAAAACGGUAAAGAUUUGUCCUGAGUUUAAAAUUUCACAGAGUUCCAAUGAAAAAGUUUGUUUAAAACAAGUCCUUUCUUAACGAUGUUGUUCUUAGCUUUUAAAAACAUGUUUUAAAUGAUUCUGAUGCAAACUUAAGACAUUAAUGUGUGUUAUAUCAAAUAUAAGAAAAAAUAACCAGAUCAGCAUGCAUCAUUGAGUUUAUAUUUCGUGUAAAAUAAAACAUUUUUUUAAAAAAAUAUUAACAGCCUCUUAAUUCUGGCGAGGACUUGAACCCAAGCCAAGGACCUUUGUUUGUUUUGACAAAUCCUGAUGUUAAAGUGAUAGUUCAGGUCUGCGCAGGUAAACAAAACAACUCACUUAAGUUAAAAUGAUUAUGAAUUUGUGUAACUAUUAUGUAUUUAAAAAAUGGAAAAUUUGGAACUGGUGUAAAAUAAUUCUCAAUGACAAAAAAUCAAUAUUUAAAUUCCUUUAUAGGAACACCAGCAUCACCAAGCACACCAGCUUCUCCAAGCACACCUGGAUCACCCAGCACACCUGAGUCUCCAAGUUCUCCUGGUUCUCCAAGCACACCUGAGUCACCAAGUACUCCAGGAUCACCAAGCACACCUGAGUCACCUAGUACUCCAGGAUCACCAAGCACUCCUGGAUCACCCAGCACACCGGAGUCUCCAAGUACUCCAGGAUCAACAAGCAC
Messenger RNA from Lymnaea stagnalis (great pond snail), 3000 nucleotides. Lineage: Eukaryota; Metazoa; Mollusca; Gastropoda; Lymnaeidae. The record is from the annotation of a GenBank genome assembly.